AACAGUUUUUUUUAAAAAAAAAAAAACGGGGGCAAGAGCUUUGGCCCCAAAAAGCAGCUAUGAAAUACACAAAAAACACACACUAUUCUCCGUCAUUCACCUUAUUACAUUAUUACUUCAAACUAUAUACACAACGUUAGAUAUCAAUUUUCCAACUAAGAUAAUCACGUUUCUUGCAGUACUAAUCCUAUUGCCGUUCUGGCUGCAGGUGAUAUAACUGGGAGUUUAUAACAGCAUGGACAUGACAAGUAACGCCGUGUGGUUCACUUUGGCUAUUGUUCUCAUCACUCUCGUACUCAGGAUUAUAAGAGGGAAGAUUGCCGUUGCUCCAGUCAGUGGGAAAUCCCUUCCACCAGUGGUCAACUGCUUUGCUUUACUAGGACUUUGGCCUAGCCUUUAUUCAAAGGAUCUUCCAUCGAAGAUAAACUUUCUAUACAACAAGUAUGGCAGUGUGUUCACAAUUAGUCUAUUUGGAAAUCACAUAACCCUCUUGAUCGGACCACAGGUCUCAGCUCACUUCUUUCAAGGAUUGGAUUCAGAUAUUAGCCAUGGUAAGCUUCUUGAGUUCACUGUGCCCAUGUUUGGACGAGAGGUUGCUUACGGCGUUGAUAUCGCCACUCGGAAUGAGCAGGCUCGUUUUUAUGUUGACGCAUUCAGGCAGUCAAAGUUGAGGAGACAUUUUGAUCCCAUGCUUCAAGAGGUCGAGGGCUACUUUAGCAAAUGGGACAAGGAAGGCAUUGUUGACUUAAAACAUGAAUUUGAAGCGUUACUCAUGUUGAUAUCAAGCCGCUGUUUAUUGGGUAAAGAGGUUCGGGAGAAAAUGCUCGAUGAGUUCUAUACACUGUUUCGUGAUAUUGAAAGCGGAGUGAACUUGAUGAGUGUCUUCUUCCCAUACAUCCCAACCCCAGCAAAUCGUAGGCGUGACAAGGCACAUGCCAAGCUAGUAGAGUUACUCUCUGAAAUUGUGAGAUCACGGAAGAGCUCUAGCAGGGUCGAGGAGGACGUGCUACAGAAAUUGAUGGAUUCCAAGUAUAAAGACGGCCAUUCCACAACCGAAACAGAGGUAGCAGGAUUGAUAAUUGGAUUGAUCUUUGGGGGAAAGCACACAAGCUCUCAUGCUACUACCUGGACAGGAGCUUGCCUACUCAGCCACACAAAAUUCUUAACAUCUGCAUCUGAGGAGCAAAAGGAAAUCAUGCUGAAAUACAAGGGCAAAAUAGAAUAUGAUGCCCUGUUAGAGAUGGAUACUCUGCAUAGUUGUAUCAAAGAGGCACUUCGGAUGAACCCACCAGCGCCAAUGUUGCUUCGCAAGGCACAUAAAAAUUUCACAGUGCGGACAAAAGAAGGCCAAGAGUAUGGCAUUCCGAAAGGGCAUACAAUCGCAAGUCCUAUAGUGCAAAACAAUAACAUGCCUAACGUUUAUAAGGAUCCUCACUUGUAUGACCCAGAUAGGUUUGGUCCGGCAAGACAGGAGGACGUACUUGGUGGCAAAUUCUCUUUCACAUCAUUUGGUGGUGGAAGGCAUCUUUGCGUUGGGGAAGCUUAUGCCUAUACGCAAAUUAAAAUAAUAUGGAGCCAUUUGCUAAACAAUUUCGAUCUUAAACUGUUGUCUCCUUAUCCCAAAACUGACUGGAAUAAGUUAAUCCCGGAGCCUCAAGGAAGUAUGAUGGUCAGCUACAAGAGACGUCGACUACAGGGCUAAUUAGCACCUGCUCUUACUAGUCCCUACUACCGAACUGAUAAUGUAGUAACUUUGCAUGGGUGUGUCACUUAUAUAUUAUUAAGAUGCAUGGUUGUAUCUUUUUAUGAUUGUAAUCAUUUUGAAUAACAAUUGGAUAAGCUAUAGUUGUAUCAUAGACGGCUAAAAGUGAA
Lolium perenne is the source of this 1872-nucleotide messenger RNA. RefSeq names its product obtusifoliol 14-alpha demethylase-like. NCBI's taxonomy places the organism in Eukaryota, Viridiplantae, Streptophyta, Magnoliopsida, Poales, Poaceae. Gene Ontology annotation, molecular function: oxidoreductase activity, acting on paired donors, with incorporation or reduction of molecular oxygen; heme binding; monooxygenase activity. The record is from RefSeq and is a predicted model, not a curated record.